AUGCCGUCAGUUUUGGAACUUCAAGACACUAUGUCCUACUAUGACGUGGAGGGAUAUCGAGUACAGUUGAUUGCGACUGUGUUUCGAAACCUCGUCGUCAAUUCAUCUAUUAACUCUGCCAUCUUGGGGCAGGACCCCGAUGUCCUUCGCUUCGUUUGUCUUUGCAUUUACUCCAGACACAACUCCUUGCAUCAGCUUGGCCUGGAUAUUUUGUCUUUCCUUCAUUUUCCGGUUGUCGGGACUCUUGUUCCUGUUCUCAAGCGCCUCCUUGACGAACUCUUGCAUAGUCCUGAUAGAGUAGAUGUCGCCAGAGGGCUACGGAUACUUCGGCAUUUAUGUGAAUCCCCACUAUCAUCACAGCAGGAUGUUAUUUCAGGUCCAGGGGUGGUUCGUCGUUCCUAUGUCAUCGACGCGUGCUCCCGGAAUUUCUCUUUCCUCCUAACGCUUCCUGCGUCAGUAUACUCCGCCUUAAUGCGCAUAAUAUACCUACGAGAUUUGCAUCUUCUCAUCCUUGCACUAGACGCAGUGUUUGCCCUCUCUAGUCAAGGUCCCCUGUUGUGUAAACUGCUAUUGGGUCAGACCGACGAAACAUUUUUUCUCGAUACCCUAAUCGCGCAUCUCACUUUUGAGCCCCAAUCAUUCGGUUCUGAAAGCCUCAUUCGGAUGCGCGUCAUGCAGGUCCCUGGCAUGUCGCUGCCAUCUACUACUUCCUCCGUCAAAACGACGGCUUCUCGAUCAAAGGAUCAUUUGCCAGAAUUGAGCAAGUCCACUAAGUUCGUGCCUAUGAAUGAUCUCACUUCGGGUCUUCUACUCGCGCCCUUGCCACAGCCUCCUACUGGAUGCUUUGCCGUCCCCGUCUCUAUCGCCAAGUCCGUCCGGCCAAUAGGGAUUACCAACGAACCGGAGGUUCCUGAUGCACCCUCAAAGAAAACAAACGCUGCGCCAAGGGUCAGUCUGCCUCCCACAACACAGUGGACUACCUCCUCCACAGCAGCCGCAAGUGUCACUUCAACUUCACAAGCACCUAUCGUACUAACCUCUCAGGCUUCGUCACUCGUUGCUCCUGUCGUCUGUUACACAUCGGAAUCUACCUCUUCUCUCGUGACAACACAUCAUGCUGUACUUCCAUCCCAGGCCAAGGUUUCUAAACCUACGCCGCCACAGUCACUCGCCGAGCCGCCUGUGGUUGCGGUUAACGGCAAACCUCAACCUGCUUUAAGUAAGUCGUGUGAAACCAAGGGCGCCAAAACGCAAGCCACAUCGGGUCCCAUUUAUGUGGAUGCUCCGAAGGACAGGCGGGAGUUCGCCAUGUUUUGGCUGAACAAGAACUAUCAAGUUCAUCCUCAGUCAAGUUUCCCUCGCGUUCAGAUUUAUGCCGACUAUCAGAAAGCUCACCAACAGAACUUGAUCCCUGGAAGUGCUCUGUCGGCUGGUGAAUUCCAUGUAGUCAUAAAAUCGAUGUUUCCUCUUGUGGACCAAGUGAAAGUUUUAGUCCCCAACGGAAACGUAGAAAUUCACUAUAACAAGUUGAAGCACGUGGACGCCCCAGAACCUCUAGAACAGGCGCUAGCGCAUCCGGUUGCAGCAUCUGUCCUACUCUACCGCUUACUGAUGAGCUUGUACGGCAAAAAGUCCUGCCUUCUUGGCUUAAUUACUCGUCGCAAUCGUGGCGCUGUCGCGCCUGGACGUAAGCCGCUCAAUCAGCUGUUUGGCGAACGUGCUUACACGUGUUUGCGCACGCGAUACCAGUCGCAUUCC
Messenger RNA from Dibothriocephalus latus, 1758 nucleotides. NCBI's taxonomy places the organism in Eukaryota, Metazoa, Platyhelminthes, Cestoda, Diphyllobothriidea, Diphyllobothriidae. The record is from the annotation of a GenBank genome assembly.